Messenger RNA from Rhodotorula toruloides NP11, 678 nucleotides. Its product is annotated as dynactin 6. The record is from RefSeq and is a predicted model, not a curated record. Gene Ontology annotation, molecular function: dynein complex binding. The transcript is spliced from 4 exons. NCBI's taxonomy places the organism in Eukaryota, Fungi, Basidiomycota, Microbotryomycetes, Sporidiobolales, Sporidiobolaceae. The coding region runs from base 1 to 678 and encodes 225 amino acids. Gene Ontology annotation, biological process: mitotic spindle organization. Gene Ontology annotation, cellular component: dynactin complex.
AUGGCUCCUGACAUAGUAGACUCGUUCAAGGUCGGGACGAAGACGGUCGUCGUGGCGGACUGUGACCUGCGAGGAGACAUCACACUAGGUUCAGGAACGAUUCUCCAGCCUCGCUGCACCAUUCUCGCCAUGGCCGGUCCGAUCGUUUUCGGGUCGAACAAUAUCGUCGAGGAGAACGUAGUGAUCGUGAACCGGCUGAAGCAGCCGAUGGUCAUCGGCGACAACAACCUCUUCGAGACGGGCUGUCGCAUUGAGUCGCCAUCUAUCGGCUCGCACAACACGUUCGGCGUCCGUUGCCGCGUCACGCCCAUGGUCGAAGUCGGCUCGAACUGCGUUGUCGGCGCAGGCUGCGUCGUCCAGGCCUCCCCAUUUCCGCCCGAAAACCCGCGAACAGGCGUAAAAGAGGACGAGUUGGCAGCUCCGUCUUCAGACGAGCUCAUGGCUCCGCCGUCUGAAGAACCAUCACAGACCGAUCCUUCAUCCCUCCCCGCUCCUUCCUCCGCCACUUCACAACCCCCUCUCGAUCGACUCGACGACUUUACACACGUCUUCGGCUCGGAAAAUCGACGGCGAAAAGCAAGCGGCGAAGGAACAGGACAGAGCAAGGCGCUCUUCGUCAAGCAUUGGGAGUAUCUGCGUGACACGCUGCCCAAGUAUCACAAGCUCAAGAUGUUCUGA